ACAGAGCAAACGAUAUCAGACGUGGGCGCGGUUCCGGUCCUCAACCAUUCUACCAAGUUCGUGAAUGGCUUUUUCAUCUGCACAAUCGGACAAGUACAAACAACGAGGAAAAGGGACGGAAAAUAAUUCAGAGCUUCGGCAGAAGCUUCGGCAGAAGCUCUCCAUUGAGACGCAAAUAAACAUGGCAAAUGAAGAUGAACAAGCGGUGGCCAAAGUCAGUGCUGCAAUGUUAAGCAUCACAAAGGCAGCUGAUCUCAGAGAAGAUCUAGCGAUGAUGAUGCAACCAUACACAAACUGGGAAGAAUUUUUUAUUCCAGCACCAAUGACUAUUGCAUUAUUGGGUCAGCUGCUUGUAGUGUCAACUGGUAAUGACUUUCCAAUUGAUCAAAAUAUGCCUAAAGAUGGUUACAAGUUCAUCAGGUACCCAAAAUCUUUUCGGGCAACCCUUGUUCAGACUAGCAAUGCUGGAUAUAAAGCAUUCAAUAAGGCACACACAGGCAUGGAUCAGAUUCGACUUCUUUCACAAUCUAUACCGUCAACAAUGACAAAAGUGGUGAAAAUAUUGACUCACACUGAUACACAGGCAGUUGAGUUGAUUUUGCCCCUUCAUCUUAAAAAAAUAAAAGCUACGGCAGAUACCUGUUUGAAAAGAGCUCAAGAUGUUGAAAAUGAAUUUAAUAACGUCAUGGAGCUCACUGGAGAGCUUUUGGAAGCUUGCACAAAUUCCAAAAGUCAGUACGAAAAUGAUUUGUCUAAUAUCAAAAAGGAACUGGAAAUCCUUAAGAUUAAGAAUGACUUAGCAAAACAAGAAAAAGAGAAUUCUGAAAUGGUUUUUAAGCAAAUGGAAAAGGAGUUGGAAGGAGCUAAGAAACACCACAAGGAAUCUGUAGAUAACAUUCCGGAUGCAUACACGAUGCUUAAAGUGUCACUCACAGAAGGCCUAAUUAAUGGCAUAAAAAGUGCAAUAUCUGUUGCAACCUUUCAAUAUAUAACUGGAUGUGGAAAAGUUCAAACGACAGGUAAUGUUCAAGAUGCAAGCAAUGAUAUAGAUCCAAUGAAUAGCGGAUCAACAUAUGUACAACACAACAUUUUCACUAUAUCUGCCACUAUGAACGCCUUCAUACAAAUGAUAAGCGUGCCAGAUAGAUCAAACUUACAAAAUAUGGAGGAACAACAAAUUCAUUACACUAUGUUACAAAAGGAAUUCCAAACAUUUUACAAUAAAUUGAGUGAAGCAGAUGACUGCCCAGAAAAGAAAACUGCAAUGGAAAUAUGUUCCUCUGCAGAAAAAUUAUGCUACAAAAUCAUGUGCUCAGAAAAAGACCAAGAAGUGAAUCCAAAAUAUAAAAAUAGAAUCCCCCAAAACAUUUAUAAGUUGAAAAAACGUAUGGAGAAUUUUUUGAGGGGAAAAAAAGCAGUUCUAAACGCUCCAAUUGUUACUGCAAGGCCACCAAACAUCUCUAAACAGUCUAUCCCAAAUCAAGGAAGUAUGUCUGACAUGGUGAUGCAAAAUGCCCGCAUGCAAUUGCAGAACGCCACAGAACAAGUUAAAUUAACACAAGAACAACAUGACAAGGUCCACGAGAAUCUACAGAAAACCAACAGGGAACUUAAUGAGAUACUUAUAGAUAUGCAAAAACGUGAUCGGAAACAAAUAGAUUUUGAGAGUUCCCUUCAAAUGCUCGUUAAAGGUCUCAAAGCAAUUGCCCUUAUUCGAGAGCAAUGGGGAAAGCUUGUGCGCUUUUUUCAAAUGAUAUCCAAUCUUAUUGACACGUGUCUCCACAAGGAGCUAACCCAUUUCACGGAAGAAUGCAAACAAGUCUCAAAAUUGGCAUUACAUUCAACACGAAUUGAUUUUUUAAAAGACACCAUCUACACUCAGGUUUCACAAGCAGCUGCAGUAUCACACUUGGUAAACAUGAUUUCUGGCGCGUACGUCGAAGUCUCUAACCGUUACCUUAUGGAUAAUGUCAGCAGCCUUGGCAAGCUCAUAGCUCUGGAUGAGAAAACGGGUGAACUUGCACGAGCCGAAGAAGAACUCAGUGAAAAUUGUACAAUUGCUCAAGAAGGGAUAAGGAAGUUGGCUCUGGAAUCUAAAGAAGAGCAUGACAUAAAACUUCAAAAGAGACUGAACUCUAUUCAGAAACAAUUAACGGCAGUCCUACCACUAGAAGUAGAAAAUCCCUCAGCCAUAUCAGGAAUAGAAGAAAGUGAUGGUGAUGAUGACGAUCAAUUCGCUUAGAGCAAAGUACAACUACGUUUUUACAAAAUAUCAGCAUAUGUUGACGUUGCAAAUCAAUUCAUACAAUUGGAAUUAAAAACAAUUCUCUUCAUUUACAUGUGAGGUUCCUGCAGCCUUAACUUUUAAAAAUCUACUUUAUUCAACUACGAUAACAUGUGUGUUUGACUUCAUCAUGAGCUGCCGCUUCUGUUGCCCUCCUUUACCCGUCCUCCGUAGACCACAGGCAAUCAGUAAAUUAGGCGAGGGAAUGUAACACGAUAGAUAGAAUGUUACCAGUGAGUAUAGCUGGAAUGCUCACCAUUGUGACCAACCACUUGCUGUAGACUAGGGUUGUGAAGCAUCAGCAUCUACAUGCAGCGGCACAAGCGAUAACAGCAACAACA
This is a messenger RNA of Petromyzon marinus (sea lamprey), 2625 nucleotides long. NCBI's taxonomy places the organism in Eukaryota, Metazoa, Chordata, Hyperoartia, Petromyzontiformes, Petromyzontidae. The record is from RefSeq and is a predicted model, not a curated record.